Molecule: messenger RNA, 519 nt
Organism: Trematosphaeria pertusa
Lineage: Eukaryota; Fungi; Ascomycota; Dothideomycetes; Pleosporales; Trematosphaeriaceae
Exons: 3
Coding region: 81-305 (74 amino acids)
Biological process (GO): vacuolar acidification; proton transmembrane transport
Cellular component (GO): vacuolar proton-transporting V-type ATPase, V0 domain
Molecular function (GO): proton-transporting ATPase activity, rotational mechanism
Source: RefSeq, a predicted model, not a curated record
UUGCGGCCCCUACUACGUCGCCGCCCUAUCGCCGAGACCUCCGCGCCGCCGCACGCCGUCCUUGAGUUUCCCGAGCUACCAUGGCGAACGGCUGGGCUCCCAUAAUCGGGCUCGUCGUAGUGGCGGUCUUCUGCGGCAGCGCCUGGUUCCUAUCACCCAAGGGCGAGAAUCAGACAAUCUGGAGAUCAACACUCGUCCUUUCGGCGGCAGCAAUGUACAUUAUGUGGGCAAUAACCUUCCUCGCCCAACUACAUCCCCUUAUCUCGCCGAUCAAGGGCAAUCUCCGACCCGAGGUAGACACAUGAGGCGGCAGCAGGAAAGGCUGGGAAUGGUAAGAGGGCGAGCUAUUUCGAUCGGAAAGGCUACGUCUUGCAUGAUGCGUUCGCAGAUACCGACUGUAAAGCGGUAAAUAGUAGAACACAUCGAGCUGCAUUGGCGAAGCCGUGGCUCGGAUUGUAUUAUGGAUUUUGGUGCUGGAGUUUAGACGCGCUUGAGCGGGCUGUACCGAAUAUUGGAAGG